AUGAGCGGCAUCGACGUGGAGGCGCUUCUCGACGCCACAGCAAAGUCACCAGAACAGAAGAGCCCCAACAAAACCACGGGCGAUCUCAUCAGAGACGCGCCCGAUCGACGCGACCGCGAUCACGACAGAGACCGCCUUCGUCACUGCGACGGAAGCCGGACCCGCGAGAGGGAUCCUCGCCGUCGGGAUCGUCUGAGCCCGCACCGCAGCCGUCGUGGUACCCCUGACGUUGGCACGCCGCGAAGUGAUACAGGCAGCCACAAGAGUAGGCGCAGAAGUCGCAGCCGUGACGACGAUCGCCAUCGCUCACGACGGAGUAGAGACGGUGAUUACUAUCGCAGUGGCCGAGACCGUGAUCGCUCGCGGUCUCGCUCGCCCCACGGGCGGUACAGACCCCGUGACGACCGUGACAGAAGAGACAGGCGUGACAGAGGCUCGGAUCGCAACGAGAACGGCCGAGCGCGCGACGCUGAGAAGCGUGAGCCUACGGGGGAUGACCCCGUGCAGCCCACGGAAGACGAGCGUGAUCGGAGGACCGUGUUCGUCCAACAGCUGGCCGCUCGUUUGCGUACCCGCGAGCUGAAGGAGUUUUUCGAAAAGGUCGGCCCUGUCAACGAGGCCCAGAUCGUCAAGGAUCGGAUUAGUCAACGAUCAAAAGGUGUGGGUUAUGUUGAGUUCAAGAACGAAGAAUCUGUCGCACAGGCUCUGCAGCUCACCGGUCAGAAGCUUCUAGGAAUCCCUGUCAUCGUUCAGGUUACCGAAGCAGAAAAGAACCGCCAGGCCCGCAACACGGAGAGUGGAGGGCAUCCGAACUCGAUCCCAUUCCAUCGCCUCUAUGUGGGCAACAUUCACUUCAAUGUCACCGAGCAGGACUUACAAGCAGUCUUUGAGCCUUUUGGCGAGCUCGAAUUCGUCCAGCUUCAGAAGGACGAGACAGGCCGAAGCCGUGGGUAUGGUUUUGUACAGUUCCGUGACGCCGUUCAAGCCCGGGAGGCACUCGAGAAGAUGAACGGCUUUGAUCUGGCUGGUCGUCCUAUCCGUGUUGGUCUUGGAAAUGAUAAGUUCACCCCUGAAAGUACUGCCAACCUCUUGCAGAAGUUCUCUGGCCGCGAUCAGAAUGGCGGCGGCGGCGGCGGUAGCAACGGAAACUAUCAGGGCUCAGCCUUUUCAGGCUCUGGCGGUCGUGGGGGCCAAAGCGCAGCCUUCGACCGUGCAGGUGGGCGCGAAAACGAGAAGACCGGUGGCGCAAGCGCCUUGGACGAUACAGACGUCGCCGGUGUUAACUUUAGCAACUACAGCCGAGACGCGCUGAUGCGUAAGCUUGCCAGGACUGACGAGGCUGGCAGCAAGGGCAACGACGAGCGCCAGACCGUGAAGCCAAAGGUCGAGACGAAGCAGCUGCCCGUCAAUGUCAACACGGCGAGCCGCUGUGUUGUGCUUCACAACAUGUUUGAUCCCAAUGAGGAAGAGGGUGACAGCUGGGUCAAGGAGCUGGAAGAUGAGGUGCGCGACGAGGCCGAGAAUCGGUACGGCCACGUUGUGCACAUCUCGGUCGACCCCAACUCCCGGGGAGACAUCUACCUCAAGUUCGACAAGGUUCAGGGCGGCGAAAAUGCCAUCAAAGGUCUCAACGGCAGAUACUUUGGCGGGCGCAUGAUCGACGCUUCCCCCGUUGUGGAUGCUGUCUACAGCAGUCUGUUCUCUCGUUCUCGAGCAUUUUGA
Messenger RNA from Emericellopsis cladophorae, 1722 nucleotides. RefSeq names its product RNA-binding protein-like protein. Lineage: Eukaryota; Fungi; Ascomycota; Sordariomycetes; Hypocreales; Bionectriaceae. Bases 1 to 1722 code for a protein of 573 amino acids. The transcript is spliced from 4 exons. Gene Ontology annotation, cellular component: nucleus. The record is from RefSeq and is a predicted model, not a curated record. Gene Ontology annotation, biological process: mRNA processing. Gene Ontology annotation, molecular function: RNA binding.